Messenger RNA from Mesorhabditis belari, 1029 nucleotides. The record is from the annotation of a GenBank genome assembly. Lineage: Eukaryota; Metazoa; Nematoda; Chromadorea; Rhabditida; Rhabditidae.
AUGGCCAUUCUCGUGGUUUCGCUCAAAUUCAAACCGAGCGACAAGAUGGCCAUUCGAAAGCUCAUCAACCAGGCUGAUGCCGAUAAAUUCGAGGAAUUCGCCUCAAAAUGGAGCAAAAACUAUAAAAACCUGGACGAGAUGAAGAGGAAAGCGAGAAAUUGGAAGAAAAACAUGAAAAUUAUCGAUGAGGAAAACAAGAAAAACAGAGGCUACAAGCUUGGUGAGAAUAUCUUCACCGAUAUGGACGAUGACGAAAAGGCAAAGUACGUGAUGGACAUUCAAUCAGCUCAAGACAGCAAUGCUGCUUUGGACAGAGUGGCGAGAAGAGCCAAGAGGGGAGUCAUACAAACGUACGCGACGGCCCGAGCCGAUUGGCGUGGAAAGUUCAUGCCGGCUGUGCGAAAUCAAAAAUCUUGUGGAUCGUGUUACGCCUUUGCAGCCAUCAACGCGAUCGAAGUCCAAUGGAAUUCGAUUCCGAAUAACACGUUCUCCGAGUUCUCUGAACAGCAAAUUGUCGAUUGUUCGACCGGCAACCGUGGAUGUAAUGGUGGAUGGCCGCACAGUGUCAUGGACUACUCCUAUUCUGCGGGCAAUGUGCCACAGGACGCUUAUCCGUACACGGCGGUCGCUGGGGAAUGCCAGAAUUUGACCGGUCAAAAAAUUGUGUCCAAUUGGUUCCGACUGUCGUCGAUCCAAGACAUGGAAUACUAUCUCACCAAUGUUGGACCGCUCACUUUCUCGAUGUGGGUGCCCCGGUCGAUCUACCUCUACCGGUCGGGGAUCUUCUAUCCACCACUUCUGGAAUGCAAACCUUCAUACGCUGUCGGCGCUCAUGCGAUGACGAUCGUCGGAUUCGGAACCGACCCAAACGACGAGCAGUAUUGGAUUGUGCGAAACUCGUGGGGAGCUAACUGGGGCGAGGGCGGUUAUCUUAGGAUGCCAAAGGGAUUCGAUUUGUGCGGAAUGGAGGGGAUGUACGAGUGGGGCGUUUACGUGCCAUGGGUCUACGGACAAAGCGCUCAGCAGCCA